This is a messenger RNA of Mya arenaria, 1412 nucleotides long. RefSeq names its product 17-beta-hydroxysteroid dehydrogenase type 6-like. Lineage: Eukaryota; Metazoa; Mollusca; Bivalvia; Myida; Myidae. The coding region runs from base 82 to 1047 and encodes 321 amino acids. The record is from RefSeq and is a predicted model, not a curated record. Gene Ontology annotation, molecular function: oxidoreductase activity. The transcript is spliced from 5 exons.
GCGAGUGAUAAACAGUUACACGUAGCAAGAAAUAAGUAGGAUCAUAGGAAUAUACAGUACUAUAAAUAUACUAUUACAGCAAUGAGCUGGUGUUGCUUAUUGUCAAGUUAUUCUUUCUUUGGCUUUGUAUUGCUGUGCCUGUAUCUUUUAAUUAAAUCCUACCGAUUUAAGCAGAAAUUAGCGAGUUUUAAAGACAGAUAUGUACUAAUAACCGGAUGCGACACAGGAUUCGGACACAAACUAGCAAAACGCUUAGACGUGCUGGGUUUUAAAGUUUUUGCAGCGUGUUUCACACAGAAUGGAGUGGAAGAAUUAUCAUCAACCUGCUCUAAGAACGUCACUCCAAUUCGAAUGGACGUUACGAACGAUGACAGUAUAAACAAGGCGGUGGAAGAAGUGACGAACCUCUUACCUGAUGAUAAGGGCUUAUGGGCGGUGGUAAACAACGCGGGAGUCUUGGGAACCACAUCGGGUCCAACGUUCUGGGCUACACGGGCCGAUUACGACAACGUCCUCGCCGUCAAUCUGUACGGGGUGGUACUGGUCACCAACGCCUUCAUGCCGCUCAUUAUGAAGGAGAAGGGAAGGGUGGUGAACACGUCCAGCAUCGCCGGGAGGUUCGCUUUCGCGAACGCGCCGUACGCAGUGUCCAAAUAUGGCGUCGAGGCGUUCUCGGAUAACUUGAGGAGGGACGUAUACAAGACGGGAGUGACUGUCCACAUGUUGGAGCCUGGCUUCCACAAGACGCCCCUCUUAAACAUUGAGACUCAGAAGAAGAGAAUCGAGCAGAAACUGAAAACACUGCCAGAGGUCUGGAAGAAAGACUUGCCAUCAGACAUUGCGGAUAUAAUGUCCAAGCGAUUCUCUGGCUUUAUUGACAAGGUAGGCAGCAGUAACCUUGACCUCGUUGUUGGCGCAUACGAACACGCCGUCACUGCAAAGCACCCUAAAUACAGAUAUGUGGUAGGCUGGGAUGCCAACUACUUCUUCCGCCCUCUUUGGAUGUUGCCAGAAUGGCUCAGCGACUUCAUUUUGUCCAGGCUUUAAACAACAAGUGGUUAUAAAUUAUCUUGCGUAUUUGACGCGAUACCGGAACAAAAAAUACGGUUCUUAUGUAUUGCAAUUGACGACAUUUCAUUCCAAAACUGGCCGCAUACGGACCCAAAGUCGGCUAAUACAUAUAUCUGCCGUUUUGAUUGGCUACUAAACUCGCCAAAUACGGGAUUCGGGAAAUGAAACAUUUUCAUUUGACUGUCGCAACUCGCCUUUAUAUGUGAUUGCUAAGCAAUAUUAAAAUUGAUUUAUUUUAUUUUCGUUUUAAAGUUACUGUUUUUGAAAACUAAUAUGGAUUUACUAUUACAUACAUAUUGAUAAGUAUGUCCAUGUUAGCCUAUUAAAUACUUAAACCACUU